Messenger RNA from Heterotrigona itama, 1236 nucleotides. NCBI's taxonomy places the organism in Eukaryota, Metazoa, Arthropoda, Insecta, Hymenoptera, Apidae. The record is from the annotation of a GenBank genome assembly.
AUGAAACGAUCUACAAAUAAGGAUGUAGUAGUCGAGAUAUGGAGAUUGAAGGGUACAAGGUCCUUGUUUGAAGUUGAUAAACAUAUUUAUUCGAAUUAUUUUUGAACUCCGUUUAAUAAUGUACAUUAACUUUGUCUAUGUUUCCACCACGGACAAACUGAGUUUUAGGUUGGAUUAGAAGUGAAGAAGAUUCAAAAGUAAAAACGAAAGUUUCACAUCAACAGGUGCAACGUGGAAGUGACGUGUAGCAAUGGACAUGGACUGGUUGCGCGAAACUAGCUGUGCUUCCAAAAUUACUCGGAAGUUUUCCCAAACCAUUUUAGUUUUUUUUUGUCUAUUAGAAUAAGUUGAAGUGCAACAAGAACUUACACGAAAUACAUUUUUUACUGCAUUUGCUAUAAAAAAAUCGUUGGUAUUUUCCUGAGAUUCUGUUUAAUUUGUUGCACUUCAGUCACUUUGUUUCCUGGUUGUUACGCAUUAUGGCAUCAGUAAGGCCAUUUGCUUUUCUUCACCUCUUUACGAGGUAUUUUCAAUUUUAAUGGUGCUCUUAUCCUGAUUAUUCCUGCAGAUUCAAUACAACAGUAAUUACUUCAUUGCAUACAUCUACCAAGGUUUAUUUCAUUUAAGAUAAGCUACUUCCUUCUCGUUUCAAGUUUGUUGAACGUGAAAACAAUGUCACUGUUAUGUCUUGUUAUGAAAUCAUCUUUAUUGUUAUUGCUAUUAUUACACAUAUUAUCAUCAUCAACAUAAUUAUCACCAUCAUCAUUAUCAUCAUCAUCUUCAUCAUAAUCAUCAUCAUAGUUAUAAUCAUCGUAAUCAUUAUCUUUAUUAUCAUCAAUAUUUCCUUCUUCUUUUCUGUUAAUACCCUGAUGAUUUUUACUAAUUUAAAAUUACACUCACUUAUUACACUACUUUAUAAUUCUGCAAGAUUAUGCAAAGCAAUGUUUGCCCCCAUGAUUAUUUGCUAUGCUACAACAUUAUGCUCUUACUCUGCACACAUGCAUAAUUUGCUUUUAUGUGUUCAUACACAUUUAACGUGCAUAUUAUAUACAAGUCUGAUUUAUUAUAAAUAAUUUUCUUUUCCUCGCUGUAACAGGAGGCUAUUAUACAACCACGGAUAAACCCCCUACCUUGAAAUUAAUUUCAAAAGUUGGGGAUAGUGCUCGGACACCUGAAUACGGUAACGAAUCUCCACGUCAGGCUGUAAUGUUGUCCCAAAGUUUGGGUGUUUAUUAA